Cryptomeria japonica (Japanese cedar) is the source of this 2713-nucleotide messenger RNA. Its product is annotated as 5-methyltetrahydropteroyltriglutamate--homocysteine methyltransferase 2. Bases 28 to 2493 code for a protein of 821 amino acids. The transcript has 15 exons. The record is from RefSeq and is a predicted model, not a curated record. NCBI's taxonomy places the organism in Eukaryota, Viridiplantae, Streptophyta, Pinopsida, Cupressales, Cupressaceae. Gene Ontology annotation, molecular function: 5-methyltetrahydropteroyltriglutamate-homocysteine S-methyltransferase activity; zinc ion binding.
UGGGGUCCGCCUACUUGCUCGCUAUUUAUGCGGCUCUCGCGAAACAGAUCCUUGCCCUGCUUUGCGCCUUCUCUUGCAAAGCUCGUCUCAUCUACACUCUAUUCUGCUGUUAGCUCGGCUUCAGGGGAAACUCUGUCGAGCUGCUGUUCCUCCUUUCUUCGCCUCAGGGGUUUUCGAAACAUAUCUUUGAGAACAAUGGCAUCCCACGUUGUUGGAUACCCACGCAUGGGCCCUAAGAGAGAGCUGAAGUUCGCUCUUGAAUCAUUCUGGGAUAAGAAGAGCUCUGCAGCUGAUCUAGAGGAAGUUGCCAAGGAGUUGAGGGCUUCAAUCUGGAAGCAGAUGGUUGAUGCUGGAGUCAAAUACAUUCCAAGCAACACUUUCUCUUUCUAUGAUCAAGUUCUUGACACCACUGCCAUGCUCGGAGCUGUUCCUCCCAGAUAUGGCUGGUCGGGUGAAGAGAUCGGCUUUGAUACUUAUUUCUCCAUGGCCCGAGGAAACGCUACUCUUCCUGCUAUGGAGAUGACCAAAUGGUUUGACACCAACUAUCACUACAUUGUUCCCGAGUUGAGUGCAGAGCUCAAAUUCACUUAUGCAUCCCACAAGGCCUUGAAUGAAUACAAGGAGGCCAAAGAGCUUGGCAUUGAAACGGUGCCUGUGCUUGUUGGACCAGUGUCCUACUUACUGCUUUCAAAGCCUGCAAAGGGUGUAUCAAAGACCUUCAAUCUCCUGUCUUUGCUUGAUUCAAUUCUGCCAAUUUACAAGGAGGUUAUCUCUGAGUUGAAGGCAGCUGGUGCAUCCUUGGUGCAGUUGGAUGAACCAUCUCUUGUAUUGGACCUUGAGGCUCAUCAAUUGGAGGCGUUCUCUAAGGCUUAUUCUUACUUGGAAGAAGCAACUGACGUCAAACUACUAGUGGAGACCUACUUCGCCGAUAUCCCUGUUGAGACCUACAAGACAAUUAUUGGAUUGAAGGGUAUCUCUGCGAUUGGCUUUGAUCUUGUCCGUGGAUCGCAAACCUUGGCUCUUAUCAAGGAGGUUGGCUUCCCAGCUGACAAGGUCUUGUAUGCCGGAGUAGUUGAUGGUCGAAAUAUUUGGGCCAAUGAUUUGGCUGCAUCCUUGAGUAUUUUGCAAAGUCUUGAGAGCAUUGUUGGAAAAGGUAAAUUGGUUGUCUCUACUUCGUGUUCCCUUAUGCACACGGCUGUGGAUCUGGUGAAUGAAACCAAGCUUGACAGUGAAAUCAAGUCCUGGAUGGCUUUUGCUGCACAAAAGCUUAUUGAAGUGAACGCAUUGGCCAAAGCAUUGGCUGGUCAAAAAGAUGAGGAAUUCUUUGUUGCUAAUGCAGCUGCACAAACUUCAAGGAGACUGUCUCCAAGAGUGACAAAUGAGGCAGUACAGAAAGCUGCUGCAGAGUUAAAGACCUCUGAUCAUCGCCGAGCUACACCAGUAAACAUUCGUCUUGAGCAGCAACAGAAACAUUUAAAUCUACCAAUUCUUCCAACAACCACCAUUGGAUCAUUUCCUCAGACAGUUGAGUUGCGAAGGGUUCGCCGUGAAUACAAGAUAAACAAGAUUUCUGAGGAAGAAUAUGUUAGUUUCAUUAAGGAUGAAAUUGCCAAAGUUGUGAAGAUACAGGAAGACCUUGACAUUGAUGUCCUUGUGCAUGGAGAACCCGAGAGAAACGACAUGGUUGAGUAUUUUGGAGAACAGCUACAGGGCUUUGCAUUUACAGUUAAUGGUUGGGUUCAGUCUUAUGGAUCCCGAUGUGUGAAGCCACCUGUCAUAUACGGUGAUGUUAGUCGUCCAAAAGCUAUGACUGUCUUCUGGUCUAAGAUGGCUCAGAGUAUGACUGCCCGUCCCAUGAAGGGAAUGCUCACUGGUCCAGUCACAAUUUUGAACUGGUCUUUUGUCAGAAAUGAUCAACCAAGAUCUGAAACUUGCAUGCAAAUUGCCUUGGCUAUCAAGGAUGAGGUGGAAGAUUUGGAAGCUGGUGGAAUUCAGGUAAUUCAAAUUGAUGAAGCAGCUCUUAGGGAAGGAUUGCCUCUACGCAAGUCAGAACAUGCUUUCUACCUGGAUUGGGCUGUUCACGGGUUCCGCAUCACUAAUUGUGGUGUGAAGGAUACCACUCAGAUCCAUACCCACAUGUGCUACUCCAACUUCAAUGAUAUCAUCCAUUCGAUCAUCGACAUGGAUGCUGAUGUAAUCACCAUUGAGAAUUCUCGUUCUGAUGAGAAGCUGCUCUCAGUUUUUAGAGAAGGUGUCAAAUACGGAGCUGGAAUUGGUCCUGGUGUUUAUGACAUUCACUCCCCUCGUAUUCCCAGCACAGAAGAAAUCGCCGACCGUAUCAGCAAGAUGCUUGCUGUCCUGGAAUCAAACAUCUUGUGGGUUAACCCUGACUGUGGCUUGAAGACUAGGAAAUACCCCGAGGUGCUUCCAGCUUUGACUGCCAUGGUUGCAGCUGCCAAAUUGCUGCGAACACAGUUGGCCAGUGCAAAGUGAGCAGACCGUUGCCGAGCAGUCUUGUUUGUCAUGAAGUUUAUGUCGUCAGAAAUUUGUUUGAAAGUAAUAAAAUAAUAUUUUGUUUGCUUUGUAAUUGAAGCCAUAUAAGGAAUAUGAGGCCGUUUGAACUUUGGCUUUGUGCCACUGUUGAGCCCCAGUUCUGGAUAUGUAGCGUAUUUCAUAAGAAAGUAAUAUUUGAUAUCAUUCAGUAAUUGUUAUA